UAUCAGAUUGUUAGAAGGAGGAAACCAUUUGAUGCUAAUCCACUGGGCUCGGGAAAUGGGAUGGUGAGAUUGGAUAAAAAGGGGAUGAAAAAGAGGAGUUCGAGUUCUGCUCUUGAGUAAUUGGUUGGUUGGUUGGUAGGAUUGCAUAUGCUAUUAUUUGUUCUUCAUGUGGAAAGGUUCGAUGAAGUGGAGCACACGCGGGUUGUGGCAGUCGUUUUCUAUGUGAUGUUGUGCAAGAGGCUUGUGAUUCGUGCUACAUCAUGUGUCACAGUGGUAUCCUUUUGCUUGGAACCAGGUUAAACCGAGACACUUGUACAUGUGCUAUCACGCUGUCAUACUGUGAUAGAGCGGUAAAGAUGUGUUCAUAUACUGUCCCAGCGACCGCUCCGAAAGAUUUGAUGUCAAGAGGUCUAUCAUCAUGUCGGUUUCACCCCUUGAUUCAGCAUUCUGGCAGCCCGAGGGACCGCAUCAACGUCAAGACUCUAUCCUUCUGAACAAGAUCAGUCAUGAGAGCCGACAAGACUGGGAGUACUGGCCACCUGUAGAUACCAGCUACCCUCCACAAUCGAGUCGAUCCUUGUCACAAGACAGACAUCCACUAGCGACCCCUGAAUCCGACCACGAACCCGGGACCGAUGGCUUGCAAGAUUCGACCGAGACUUCCGUACGACAGAGCUGUAGAUGGAGACAAAUCAUAAAAGACUGGUGGGCAGAGAUCCUCUGGCUCGGUUUUGCAGCCUUCAACCUUGGUGUCAUAAUUGUUGGUCUCUACCUCUUGGACGACAAACCAUUGGCAGGCUGGCGUUUCUCAAUCUCUCCAAAUGCCGUGGUCUCAGCUCUCAUUGUUGCUACGAAGGCAGCUUUGAUAUACACAACAGCUUGUUGCAUCGGGCAGCUAAAAUGGGAUCACUUUCAGCAUGGUCGACAGCCGCGUUCUGUCUACGAUCUGAAGACUUUUGACGAAGCCAGUAAAGGACCAUUGGGAGCUUUGAAAUUGGUGCUCAAAUUGCGAUCAAUCUCAGGUAUCGCUUUGUUCGGAGCUUUGGUCGUUGUCGCUGCCAUUUUCAUGGAGACCUUCGGACAGCAGAUUUUGGUAUAUCCGAGCAGGAAUGUUGCAGCCAAUGAUUCGCUGGCAAUGUUUCCCGUUACGCAACAUCUUGCUUCUCAAAACUCUUGGUAUCUGGAUUAUACCAUGAUGAGCGAUUUGCAAAAGUUGCUCUUGACAGCAAUCUUUCGAGGAAGUGUGGCGCCAGAUUUCGAAUGCUCGACCGCAGAGUGUACUUGGAUUUCUUCAGCUACCCUUGGAAUCUGCUCGAAGUGUCGAGAUAUCACGGAUGUCAGCAAUGGAAGCUGCAAAGGCGACUCGAGAUUGCUGGACUGCUCGUUCGUUACACCUGGAGGUAUGAAGCUAGGUGGAAAUGUUCAGCCUGGUGGACCAAUGCCGCUGAUCAAUACCACGACGGUAGAUGGUGUAUACGAUGCAACGCCCAGCUUCUACAACUUUUCGACGCUUGUAGUGGCUGAGAGCACAAAUUGGACGGCCAAGUUGACAGAGUGCGAACUGUCAUGGUGUGCUUGGACAUAUAGAAAUGCGACAUCGAGGGGUACGGAUCUCGACCUCGGAGCUACAGGACAGUUUCCGCUCCAACUUGCAGGUACAUGGGACAGGAUAAACCAGACCUCGAAUCUUGUGGACACUCAAAGUGUUUUAACGGCGUCUGGCGACUUUCCUGCUAAUCUCAAUAAGACCUUCACCAUCAGUCAAGGCAAAGAGUACUUUCUGAAGUAUGCCGUGCGAUUGAUUUUAAAAGCAGGAUACCAAGGUGCAGACUUUUACACCCAGCUCACCUUAGCAACCUCGUCGCUGGACUACACAGAUACAACUGCAAUGUCGGGUAAUCUAGCAGUAUUCAUGACCAAUGCUCUGCGAACGCAAGAUGCAUGGCAAUCUGUGGGUACGGCGUGGCAGUCGACCACAUUCAUACGAGUCCGUUGGAUUUGGCUGCUACUUCCAGCAAUUCUUGUACUCGCGACUGGAAUUUUGCUGGUCUUGACGAUCGUACAGAGCACGAGGCAUGGCACCGUGCUUUGGAAGACAUCGAUGUUGGCGUUUCUCUUCUGUUCCACACACGCGUGGACGACGCAGACAAGUCGUGACGAGAAUGCUCGAUCUCUCAAGGCGAUGGAAACAGUAUCCAAGAAGAUGGACGCGAGAUUGGAAAAAGACGAUCAAGGUCGAUAUCAGCUUGUUCAAAUUUGAAGGUUCAAAGAAGGGUGGAUGGAUGUUGACGGGAGGCUCUUGCUCAAACGCCGACGCAAGAGAGAAAGAGUUGCCGAGGACAUGUGAAAGUAUGGAGGA
Molecule: messenger RNA, 2359 nt
Organism: Aureobasidium subglaciale EXF-2481
Lineage: Eukaryota; Fungi; Ascomycota; Dothideomycetes; Dothideales; Saccotheciaceae
Exons: 1
Coding region: 419-2260 (613 amino acids)
Source: RefSeq, a predicted model, not a curated record